Molecule: messenger RNA, 2556 nt
Organism: Rhineura floridana
Lineage: Eukaryota; Metazoa; Chordata; Lepidosauria; Squamata; Rhineuridae
Product: alpha-N-acetylneuraminide alpha-2,8-sialyltransferase-like
Exons: 7
Coding region: 1-1209 (402 amino acids)
Biological process (GO): N-glycan processing; oligosaccharide metabolic process
Molecular function (GO): alpha-N-acetylneuraminate alpha-2,8-sialyltransferase activity
Source: RefSeq, a predicted model, not a curated record
AUGCCUACCCGGCAGCAGCAAAGCGAAGAGUUCAAUGAGUUUUCUGUCUCCAGUCUUACAAUAGCCCUGCAGUGUGGUUCACUUGGAAAAUUGUAUGCUGCGAGCCUGGUUGAAGCUUAUCAAAGCGGCAAGCCCCAAGAGCGCCAGAAGAGGCAGAGCGGCAAGAGCAGGGCUGUCACUCUUGCCACCACUGAUCUGCACCACCAUGUUCACCUUACUGCUUCAGAAACGGAACCUGGCGCUGGGCCUCGAUUUCAGUACCACAAGACAGCCAGAGAUGAGAGGAGGUUUCGCGCAGUCAGAAAGUGGAAUCUCUGGCUGGAGGAUAAGAAGAUAUUAGACCAUGCGUUGCUCAUGCAGGAAUGCCCUUGGGAUCCAGAUGUGGCCGCAGUCGCCCGAUACAGGGCAGAACUGAGGCAAUGUUGCAAGGCUUCUUCCUUGCUGGUCCUAACCAAGGAAAACACACCCCUGGGGUCAAGCAUUGUUUUUGAGGAAGAGGGAAAGAAGCUGCCUGUGAAUGCUGAGCUGCUGGACCUGCUCCCAGAGAGAUCAACCAUCUCAGACUCUCACCAUCAGCACUGCGCAGUGGUGGGUAAUAGUGGCAUCCUACAGAAGAGCCGCUGUGGGCAGGAGAUUGACCGGGCAGAUCUAAUAGUCAGGUUCAAUCUGCCUCCCAUGAAUUUCUCUGAAGAUGUGGGAACCAAGACGAGCCUGGUGACCCUGAACCUCAACGUCCUGGAUUCAAAAUUCAAGGGUUUGCUGGCCCGGCGGAAGCCUUUUGCAGAUGCUCUGCGCCCCUAUAGGGGCACCCUGUUCCUCAUCCCCUUUUUUGCCUCUGCAUCCCACCGCAGCGUUGGGUACCGCACUCUGUACGCCAUGGAGGACUUUGCCUUGUUGCAGCAGGCUUUCUUCCUGAACCCACAAUACCGGAGUGCCCUGGAUAACUACUGGAAGAACGAGGGCUUGCUGCCUGACUGCCUCUCGUCCAACUUCAUGUUUCUCAGUGUGGCUCUGGAGCUCUGCCAGCGCAUCACCCUCUACGGAUUCUGGCCCUUCCUGCAUGACCUGGCCAACAAGCUUAUCCCUGGCCACUACUACGAGGACACAUUGCGUCAUCCCCACGCAUAUAUCAAGCCCAGGGAGUUCUCGUGUUAUCUGCACAUGUAUGCGCAGGGUGUGCUGCGGUUACGAUUGGGAAAGUGUCAUUGAGAGAGGGGUUUGUAUACGUGGGUGGGGGUUGAUACAUUGUGUUUCAAACAGAAACAGGCCAGGCAAGCGUGCUCACAUUGCACUGCACAGCACGGCCUGAAGGUGGCAGCACAGAGUUUGAUACUAGCAUGUACAAGUGCUUCUAGAAGGUUCUUCCAGGAGGAUUGAUUUGCAGAAGCAAUUCCCGUCUUCUUCUAGAAUAGGGAUGGGGAACUUGUGUGGCCCUCCGGAUGUCACCCUCUGCCUCAUCCAGCAUAGCCAAGGAGUUGGGGUCUGGCAACAUCUGGAGGGCCACAGGCUCCCCCUUCCUGUUCUAGAGGAGCCGUUGUUGCUUGAUACAUCUGGAAUCUCCUGAAACAGGGUCCAUUUCAGAAGGAUCAAGUUGGUCUCCAGUUCUUUAUUGAACACAGAGUUCUAUAAGCAGCUUGAGCAAGGAAGUGACAUUUAUAUAUCCCUCUGCACCCCAAAAUGAGCUUUGGGAUAUGCUGUUUCAUAAGUCCCCAUAACCGUGGCUUGGGGACAUCAGACUAUAAAUUGUGUUAUGCAAAAAUCCACCCUUUGGACUACACAAUCAGCUGAUUGCCGGCACUUGCAAAGUGCUGUACACAGGGUUCUGCAAACCCUUUUUGCCCCAGCUGCCUCUCUACCAGCCUGACCCCCAUGGCAUAUAUGAUGACAGGUGUACGCACAGGUGGAGUUGGCUUGGCCAAAACAGCCACACUGGCCAAGUGGAGAGGCCUGACAGGGACUGGCGGCUACAGGAAAGGCUGGUGUACCCUGAAGGGGACAGCCUCCCAGUCAUAGAGACGCAGGGCAUGAGGUUAUUUAGGGCUACAAGGGCAUGUCAACGUCAGUCUCUCUUACUCAGGCUGCUAAUAUACUCCUCGUAUUCCAGAGCCUGGAAGCAACCUGAGCCUCAUCAAUUGGGAGAGGGGAUUUCCCCCUGUAGAAUCUGGCUGCCGGAGAGUUUAUCUGUGUAUGUUGCAUUUUUUAACCCAGGGUGGGAUUUGUGGGGCAAUUCUGCUCCCUUGCCCAUCUCCUACCCAGUCCCUUCUGGAGCACUUCACAUUGCUGGAGGCUUGGGGGGCCAACAAGGCCAGGCAGAGAGUUGCCAACGCUUUUUGUAGCAAGGGAAGGAGAAAGGCUCCCCCGGAGACACACACGCACAUCCUUCCCAGAUCUGUUGUGGAGCAACAGGCAGUCUGGACCAGAACACGCGUUCCAUGCCAACCCUGGUUGUUUUUUGGGGUUCUUUACAGCUUAACCUCUUUUCACGUGUUACAGGUAUGUAAGGGGGACUGUGGAAUCUGAACUCAAAACUGUUCAAAUCUUCAGAGUGUGAACAAA